Molecule: messenger RNA, 2220 nt
Organism: Myripristis murdjan (pinecone soldierfish)
Lineage: Eukaryota; Metazoa; Chordata; Actinopteri; Holocentriformes; Holocentridae
Gene: nufip1
Product: nuclear FMR1 interacting protein 1
Exons: 10
Coding region: 120-1937 (605 amino acids)
Biological process (GO): box C/D snoRNP assembly
Cellular component (GO): nucleus
Molecular function (GO): RNA binding
Source: RefSeq, a predicted model, not a curated record
CGCUGUGAGCACAGCAAAACAUCCACAUGUGAGAACUGCGUGGUGCGAAAUCCAAAUUGAGCCUCAGUUUACAUUGCCAGUCGAGCUUUGGACGUGGAGACAAACUUUGUGCUUGCACCAUGAACGGAGCGGGACAGUACCCGCCGCCGGAUUUCGGAAGCCCCCCUAAAAAUCCCAUCAUCAAACCGGCCACUUUCCAGCAGCAGCCGGGCUCCAGCAGCUUCCACCCCAGCAUGUGGACCUGGUCCGAGACGCCCUCCGAGCCCUGGAGCCACCCGGGCCAGGCGGGCUGGCAGUGCGGACCACCGAGCUUCGAGGAGCGUGGUGGCCGCCACGGUGGACCCGCAGGUUGGGGACACUUCGGACCAAAACGUCCAUACGGACAAAACUUCUAUCAUGGAGGGCAACGAGGUGGAAGACAGAAUUUCGGAGCCCCCAACAGCUUUGGGAAGAAGCAGAAAAAUAAGAAAGAACCAGAGUUUUCCCAUUUCUGUGACACCUGCGACCGGGGCUUCAAAAACCAGGAGAAGUACGCGGAGCAUAUUUCUCAACACGUCAAGUGUUCAGUUCCAGAUUGCAGCUUCACAGCACAUGAAAAAAUAGUCAGCAUCCACUGGAAAAAUAAUCACGCACCAGGAGCCAAAAGAAUCAAGCUGGACACACCAGAGGAGAUUGCAAAAUGGAGAGAGGAGAGACGCAAGAACUAUCCAACAGUGCAGAACGUAGAGAGGAAGAAAAAAGUGCUGGAGGUCAGGGAGGAGAGUGGAGCGGUUCUUGACACGGCCCAGUUUGGACGAAUGAGAGGCAGAGGUCGAGGUCGAGGACGGGGGCGUGGGUGGGGCAGAGGAAGGUUCCAGGAGAGAAACCCACGCGGCCCUCACAACCCACAAUGCAGUGCUGAAAAGCGACCGCCACCUCUCACUCAGCCCCCCAGAGACGGAGAUCCACUGGGCGCUCUGGUCAACAGUGACCCUGAUUCUGACAGAGAGGAGCCAGCGGGUGAGCCCAGGCAAGCUGCGCUGGUGGUGGCGCCUAAACAGAUGAGCUCCGCGCUGGGCUCCCUGGUGGCAAACUACGGCUCCAUGAGCGAGAGUGACAGUGAUGAGGAACCAGAGGCCAUCCCUAUCCAGAGAGGCAACAAGCUUUUGGAAGAAAACCAGGACCUUCUAAAGACUCUGCCGCCAAGCUCACAGGACAGGGGACCCUCUGGGGGUAUGAGGACUUUGUCUCAGAGUGCGGAAACCCACCAAGACCACCAUCCUGGCUCUGCCCCUCAGGCAUUUGACAGCAGAAGAGGUAGAGGGGGAAGAAGAGGAGGCAGGGGAGGGAGAGGAGGACGAGGAGGACGAGGAGGACGACAACACACAGUGACACCUCAACAGCGUCGCGCCACACUACUGGAGAUGUUACUGGCCCCAGACAUCCGCCAGGAGAGGAACGUCCUGCUGCAGUGUGUCCGCUACAUCGUCCGAAACAACUUCUUUGGUCUGGAGAAGAGAGAGCGCAACCAGGAGGAGAUCAGGAGCACCCCAGCUGUCAUAGCUAGAGAGCAGAGCAGGACAGAGGAAGGGACAUCAGCCCAGCCCUCCUCACUGGUUGGUGGAGAAAGUGCACGUUUGCCUAAACUGAGCCAGGAAUCAAAUCCCAGUGCAGCCGUAGUUGCCGCUGGUCCUGUGGUUGACCAGUGUGUGCCGGAAAACUGCAGCGUACCGGAAACAUCAGGGAAAGAGUGCAACCAGGACAAAGGUUUACCCAGUGAUCAAGUCUGCUCAGAACAAUCGCAGGACACUCCAGUGGACUCAGAAAACACACCGAGCACCGAGGAAACAAGUGCCAGCAAAUGUCAUGGCCCUGGUUUUACUUCCACAGAUCAAGUAAUCCCUGCUCCUUAUAUUUAUGAUGAUGAAAUAUGGGAGGAUCCUGGUGCUGAUGUGUAAAAUGAUCCUUUGGACAAAAAAGCCUAUUAAAGAUUUGCUGACAUAAGAUCAAUUUUCUUUUUUUCUCAAACAUAAUAAUGAGGUAAUUACUCAGUUUAAUGAUUCUGUUGACAGAAUUUUUCACAUUAUGCAAGAAGCUUUAUUUUUUCUCUGCAGUGUGAAGUGUUAGUGUUACUAACAUCUUAUUGUAUUUUUGUACCAUGCUCUGUAUUUGACAAUGAUUAUUUUCAUUAUGGAAGUGAAAGUUAUCUUUAGGGCUAAUUAAACUUCUUUUGAAAGUCUC